Messenger RNA from Dracunculus medinensis (Guinea worm), 1074 nucleotides. Lineage: Eukaryota; Metazoa; Nematoda; Chromadorea; Rhabditida; Dracunculidae. The record is from the annotation of a GenBank genome assembly.
AUGGAUCGACGUGUUGGUUCCGCUUUAACGGCACCUGGUGUUACAAAGGGAACAACUGGCACUAUAACGAAAUUUUGUGGGCAACAAUAUUGUGGAAAAUGGCGUACUGGUUCAGUUAUGCGCAAUAAUGAACUUCAACAUCUCAUUGAUAAUGAUUUAUUUUGUAUAUCAGCUGAUCGGCGAGUUUCCCGAUUAAACAGCAUGCAACAACUUCGUCUUUUACAGAUUUUAUGCGAUUAUUUCAAUGAAAAGGAAAGCAUAGCUCGUGGUCACCAGUAUUUAUUUUUCGAGACUGUUUUUUGUGGCCGAGAAGGAGAAUCAUUAUUACACGAAGCGAGGAUAUCAUUACUUAUAAAAUUGUGCUCAUUGGCGAUACAAUAUCCAUGCUAUCUUCUUCUUAAUCAUGUCUCUCAAUGGCUUCAUAAAAUUGGUAGCGCAAAAUCUUACGCUCAACAAUUCAUUUCCUACCUUACUGAUCAUUUCGUCAUGAUGCCAUCCGAGUGGAACUUGCAUUCAUAUUUAAUUCCACUCGCCGAUGAAGCUCCUGAAUUCGUUUCUUACUUUAUUGCUUAUUCAGUUUCAAAGGAAGCCUUGAAGAAAGAGUUAAUAACUGUGCUAACUAGCUGGCUUACUGGUCGACGCUCAUCAAGAAUUAUCGUUUUCAUUAAAGAAACUCCCGCAGUCGCCAAACAAUUUGCUUCUUCAGUAAAUUUUUAUUUUCUGGUACUUCAGUUUUUUUUGGUGCUCUUUGAAACUUUUGCCCACCUCGUUUUUUAUGAUUGCAUAAUGGGUGGAUCUCCUCAAAAUUCUAUGCAUGGAAUCACAACAAUACUCUAUGCAGAUUGGGACUCAUCUGUUCCGUUAAAUUUCUUGUCAGCUUUAGAGGUUCUUUUUAUUAUGAUGCUUAACGAGGAUGAAACAGUUUUUGAUGAAAAGAUAUUGAGAUUUCACAUACAUUUGGCAAGGAAAUCAAAAGUUUUAUCUUCAAAAGAAUUUUUUGAAUUUUGUUCACGUCCAAAUCUUAAUGCUAAUAUUCGUUCGAUUCUUGACAUGAUUAAAACCCAGAAUUUUUGA